GGAAAGGAGAGAGUUACAGAAGUUAUGUACUCCCGGUGUGUCCCUUUUGCGCAUUAGUUGAGGCACAGAGGAACUAGUAAACACUCCUGCAGGGACGCCUCGCCGGCAAAAGGGCCACGCCUCUCCCGUCCGCCCCUCGUGUGCCAGGAGCAUUAUAUGUGGCUGUGACCGCAGGAGGCUUUAGACCAGAGGAAGUCUAAACUUGCAGCGGCUGGGGGGCGCCCGUCGCUUGGAUCUGGGGGGGUGGAGGGUGGGGAACAAAGACGCAUCCACUGUGGCAGAAAGACUGGAUGCAUCGCACAUUGGAACAGCUGGGGGUCCGUGCUGGGCGGGACCCUUUUUCUAUCGGCAGCCUGGGCUGUAGCGGAGCCUGGAGUUCGUGCCAUUCUCGCCCAUGGCUCCCGGGGGGCAGGUGCUCUGCCAGUGCCGUCCAGCCUCCGCUGCCCCUGCCGCUGCCGCCCAGCCAUGGUGCUAACUUGGGGCAGUACAGCAAAGGCUACUUCUCCCCCGGGAAUCUGCCCCCACGGCCCCUGCACGGGAAGCUGGAGGCCAUCCAUGGCUGCGUCCAGGCUCUGCUGCGGGACCAGGGCCAGCCUCACAUCUGGGAGGAGCUGGGUGAGAUUUACGAGUCGGAGCAAGACUGCGAGGAAGCCAUUCGGUGCUAUCAAAACGCCGCCCGGUACCAGCGCGAUUACGGGAGCUACGGAGAGAUGCACGCCCGGAUCGGGCGGCUGCAGCAGGCUCAGCUGUGGAAUUUCCAUUCGGGGGGAUCAUCUCAUCACCGGCACAAAGUUUUGCCCCCCCUGCAGCAAGUCUGGAACCUUUUACAUCUGGAGAAGAGGAAUUUCUCUGCCAAGCGCAACCCCCAGCUCAAGAGGCCUGGCCCCCCCAUGGAGCCCCCCGUGGUCCAGCCCAUCCCUCCGGUCCAGCACCCAGUCCACCCGGGGCACAGCGAAGAGAUGCCCACUCCCAUGAAAAGACGGAGGAGCACCAGUCCCGACCAGAGUGGUGGCAACGGGGUGGGCCAGCACCUGUCCGGUCCCGGAGCCCCCGGCAACCCCCACUAUCAGCUGCCUAAACCUGGAUUAUGGAACCCCCUCCAUGGAGACUUAUGGGGCCAAGAACGCAAGAACGUGGCUGCCCCAGACAGACAAGAGCAGAGGAACCCAGUGGCACAUUCCUUCCCAUACCCGUCUCCCACCUACAGCUCCCACCCGCCCCCACACCGCCCACCGGCCAUGGCACCCAGCCCCCGCACACCGCCAGCACAUCGCACCCCCCUCGAGACCCACGGCUGCUCGGCCCGGCCCAAUGGAAGUGACCUUAGAGAUGGCCGAGUUCCCCGGGUGCGCCCAGAUGCCACCACCACACCAGCAACGUCCACCUGCGUGCCUUAUGCCCCGCGCCCGACCCCGGGAGGACCCACCUCCACCAGCAAGACCGCCUCACGGGGGCAGCAGCUGACCUCUGAAAGCCUUGGUUCUUCUAAUCAUUACCAAACGCCGGCGUUGGAGUCAUCUGGUUCCUCCCCGGAGAACAGCGGGCGCAAACCGCCCCCGCCGUCCCGGCCGGCCCCCUGCCUUGCUCCCCGCAACCUGCCCUGCACUCGCUUGCCACCCCCGCCCCCCAACAUCUCGGGGCCCCCGCCCGCCACGGUUCCACCACCCCCUUCAGCCCCACAAUGCCCGCCGCCCCCGCCCCCCCCUCCACCCCCUCCGUUGCCCUGGCUGAACAAAGCGGGUGAGGGGAAAGCUGGCGAGGACCCCCUCGGGGACAUCCUCUUUGGGUGCGGGGGAGAGCCCUGCGGGGCCGACCCACCCUCCUUGGCAGCUUGUGACUCGGGGCGCGGCUUCCCGGAUUCGGGCACCAGCAGUCAGAAAGGGACCUUCCCUCUCCCCCGAGAAGGGGCUGGGGAUACCCCCAGGCCAGCCAGCCCUGAGCCCCCGCCAGCCCCCCCAUUCUGGCUUCCCGAGAGUGGCCGGGAAGAGAAGGGCUCUGGGGGUGCCAGGCCCCUGAAUCCGAGCCCCUCAGUUACCUCAGGAACGUUCAGGUCCCCGGAGAGCCCCCCGCAGCUCCCUGCCCCACCCCCGCCGCCGUCCCGGGCCUCGUAUCCAAAGACGCCGGACCCGCCGGCGGUGCCCCCCACGGCGGAGGCCUCCUCCGAUCGCCUCUUUGGCUUUGCCAGCCCCCCGCUAGAGGACCAGUUCGAGGAGCCCCCCGAGUUCUCCAAGAUUUUGCCGGAUGGGCUGGCCAACAUCAUGAAAAUGCUGGACGAGUCCAUCCGGCGCGGGGAGGAGGAGCGGGAGGAGAGCUUCCCCCCGCCGCCGCCCCCCGCCCCUCUCCUGCCGAGCCCCCCGCCCCUGGCCAGGCCCAAGCUGCCCUCCGCCUCCACCGGUUCCUUUGACUACCCCAAGCCGCCCGGGCAGGAUCCCCCCGAGCCUCCCUGUCUCUAUCGCUUUGGCAAGCGGGACACAGAGGAGCAGCGGCCCCCGGCGAUGGCGGCGGCGGGGGCCGGCGGGGGGAAGUUCCCCCCCCACAGCACCCCGUCCCUCCUCAAGUCUCUGGCCAGCGUGCUGGAGGGGCAGAAACACUCCUAUCUGCUCAAGCCGCCGACUCCCCCAGGUGCUAAGGUCCCUCCUCCGGCCGGCGCGAGCCACGGCCCCCUGCCCCAGUUCACUACCUCAGGCCAAGCGUGGGCCGGGGGCCCGGGUGCCUCGGAGGAGCGAGCGGCCACCCCGCCGCCCCCGCCCGCCUCUCGGCCCGCCAAGACAGAGUCGGAGGUCCUCGAGGAGAUCAGCCGGGCCUGUGAGACCCUGGUGGGGCAAGCGGGGCGGGAGAAGAGCCCCCCGCCCCCCGCCAGCCCCCCGCCCGCCCCAGCCUCCCCUCCGCCCCCUCCUCUUCCGGCCCCCGUGCCUCCAGUGCCCCCGGCUCCGCACCCCAAGGACGAGUCCCGCAAGCGAGGCUGGGAGCACCGCUGUCACCGCCGGUCCAACAGGGACGGCUCACGGCGGCAUCGGGACAGCAAAGCUCGCAAGGGGAAGAACCGGCAGAUCCUGGGCAGCUUGGACGUGCAGAGCGCCGAGGGCCAGGCCCGGGAGAACGGGGCCAAGCCGCCCCCGCCCCCACCCCCGCCCCCUCCCGAGCGGCGGUCUCCCGUCAAGAAGGAGGAGGGCCCGGUCGGCUCGGUCUCCACCAUGGUGUGCUCGGCUGACCUGCUGAAGCUGCGCUCGUUCACGGAGGGGCCCCCCAAGGAGCUGAAGAUCCGGCUGAUCAAGGUGGAGAGCGGGGACAAGGACACCUUCAUCGCCUCCGAGGUCGAGGAGCGGCGCAUCCCCCUGAGCGAGCUCACCAUCAACCAUUCGGCCGCCGAGGUCGUGCGGGCCAGCAAGCAUGCCAAGGUGAAAGGAAAAUUUAAGGAAUCUUACUUGUCCCCCACCCACUCGGUCAAACCGCAGAUCAACAUGGACGAAAAACUUCCACGGGAUAAGCUCAGCCCCCCAACACCGAGCAUCUACUUGGAGAGCAAACGGGAUGCCUUUUCUCCUGUGCUGCUGCAAUUCUGCACCGACCCCAAGAACCCCAUCACGGUCAUCCGGGGGCUGGCCGGAUCCCUUCGCCUCAAUCUGGGGCUGUUCAGCACAAAGACUCUGGUGGAGGCGAGCGGGGAGCACGCCGUGGAAGUCCGCACGCAGGUUCAGCAGCCGUCCGACGAGAACUGGGACCUCUCGGGGACCAAGCAGGUUUGGCCCUGCGAAAGCAGCCGGUCACACACCACCAUCGCCAAGUACGCCCAGUACCAGGCCGCCUCGUUCCAGGAGUCUCUUCAGGAGGACAAAGAGACCGACGACGAGGAGGCCGAGGAGCCAGACAGCACCACGGAGCCGCCCCCCAGCAAUCCCGACCAGAAGCCCCAUCAGAUAAUCAAGUUUGGGACCAACAUCGACCUCUCAGAUGCCAAGCGAUGGAAACCACAGCUGCAGGAACUGCUGAAGCUACCAGCCUUCAUGCGAGUCACCUCAACGGGGAACAUGCUGAGUCACGUGGGCCACACCAUCCUGGGCAUGAAUACUGUGCAGCUGUACAUGAAGGUCCCUGGCAGCCGAACUCCAGGUCACCAGGAGAACAAUAACUUCUGCUCCGUGAAUAUCAACAUCGGGCCUGGGGACUGUGAGUGGUUUGCUGUCCACGAGCAUUACUGGCAGAGCAUCAGCGCCUUCUGUGACAGGCAUGGGGUAGAUUACCUCACUGGCUCCUGGUGGCCCAUCCUAGAGGACCUUUACCAAUCCAAUAUCCCCGUCUACCGCUUCAUCCAGCGCCCGGGAGACCUGGUGUGGAUCAACGCUGGGACGGUGCACUGGGUCCAGGCCACCGGGUGGUGUAACAACAUUGCGUGGAACGUCGGCCCCCUGACAGCUUACCAGUACCAGCUGGCGCUGGAACGGUACGAGUGGAACGAGGUGAAGAACGUGAAGUCCAUCGUGCCCAUGAUCCACGUCUCCUGGAACGUCGCUCGCACCGUCAAGAUCGGCGACUCUGACUUGUACAAAAUGAUCAAGUACUGCCUGAUGCAGUCCAUCAAGCACUGUCAGGUCCAGCGUGAGAGCCUCGUCCGGUCAGGGAAGAAGAUCGCUUACCAGGGGCGAGUAAAGGACGAGCCAGCCUACUACUGCAACGAAUGCGACGUGGAGGUGUUCAACAUCCUCUUUGUGACCAGCGAGAAUGGCAGCAAAAACACCUACCUGGUGCACUGCGAGGCUUGUGCCCGGAAGCGGAGCGCCUCCCUGCACGGGGUCGUGGUGCUUGAACAGUACAAGACCGAGGAGCUGAUCAACAUCUACGACAGCUUCGCCCUGGCUGCGUCGCCUAGUUCAAGAUGAGCCAUAUCAGGCCCGGGCGCAGAUGUCUGGGCUAACCUUUCUGUGCUAGUUUCUCCCACUCCCACUGUGAGUGUCGGGGCGGAAGCUGCCGUAGCCCCCUUCCCCCCCCAGAAAGAGCCGAGCGUCCGAUUCCCAUCCAUCGCUUCCUCGCACCCGUCCCGAGCUGGAGCAACAUGGAACUGGCGCGGCUCGCUUCCCUGGCGGACCCUUUUUAAUUUAUUUCUCAAAAUGAACCUCUUUUUUUUCCCCCCCACCUCCUGGUUGGUGCUGAUUUUUUUUUAAUUAAAAGAGAAAAAAAGAAGAAAAAAAAAUCCUGAAUUAAAAAGGGUGAAGAACAGUGAAGUUUGACCGGAAAGGGGAACUCCUUUCCUAGCGGGAUCGGGAACUCUGUCCCUGUGCGGGUCGAACCUCAGCGUGCCUGGCUUCCCCUUGGACAAGUGUCGCGGCCCGGAGGGAGGAGAGAGGACAGCGCGCAGCCCUUCACACAAGCAUUAAGUUCCUCUCGCGCACCCUCCCUGCACUGGGAGGGCAGAUUUGUGGAACAAGAGACAGCUGGUGGUUCCUCUGGGCUGCCUGGUGUGGUUUUUCGUUGAAUUACAUUUUCUUGUUGGAAAUUCUAAGAAAAAAAGUUUGGAAAACAAAAAACGCAAGCAAGCAAGCAAGCAAAAAAAAAAAAUUAAUACGGGUUUCUUAACGCAGGACUUCUAUGGGCUCAGUUCUCUCUGGGUGAACUUGCUGGGUGGGGGGGAGAGCGUACAUCGAUUUAUAUAUAUUGGCUGGGUGGGAACGGGGACAAUUUGCGUGUGAGCUUUUUAAUUAUUCUGACGGACAUUUGAUUUCUUACAUCCUUUUAUAUAUUAUAUAUAUAAAUAUAAGGAAAAAAAAAUCUGGUUUGUAUUAAAAACAAAAACACAAAACAGACAGAAAGUAUAUAUAUCCAAGUAGUCAAAAUGCUUGUGCAAAGCGCAGGAGAAAUAACUGCGUGGCACAUUUGGAUAGUGAGAAUACAGCCCUGUGCAGAGGGUGUUGGUGCUUGCCCCGAAUCAGAUACACGGGUAGAUGGGAGGAAUUUUUUGCAAAAUGGGGGGGGGGGGGCAUUCUCAUUGCUGUCCUGGCUCUUCUGCAAUUGUUAGGUGUGACUAACAAUUCUUCCUCCUAACCUCAUUCUCCCUAAGGAUUCAAUGCCCUUAACUGUCCCAAAUACUCCAUCUUUAGCUAAUGUGAUUAUUUAAAGCGGAUCGUGUUUUCCUUGCUGAAUUUGCUGGCCUGCCUUCUUUUAGUUUUAAAAGCUACCCAGUUCUCACUCCCAGUCCAUCUAAAAAGCAAGAAUGUCUCAGAUUUCGGGUAAUUUUUUUUCCUCCUCUUGUUUUUAAUUUUUACCUCCACGUGUCAGAAUUGUUUUACAAUUUAUAAAUGUCCUCUCUUUUUUAAUUUAUAUGUCUUUUUUUGGUAAUGAUUUCUCUAUUUAUUGGUCCUUUAUGGGGGUUUGAUCCAGCUUUUUUUUUUUUUUAAGAAAGAAUCUUUUUAAAAUGUUGUAUCUGUUUUGUUUUUUUAAGACGUGUCUCUCUUUUUUGAUGUUCCUUUUUAGCUUCUCUCUGGAAUUGUUAUUGAAUUUCUAAAUGCUUUAUUUUUGUCAACAGUUUCCUGGACCUAAUGCUCAGUUUUCUCACGAGGUUAGGUGGGGCGGGGGACGUGGGGGGUGGGGGAGGGAAAAUAAAGGUUGAUUCUCAUUCAUUUGUUGAUUUCCUUAUUAACACAAUCUCAUCCUACUCUACACUGUAAAAAUAUCUUCCUUCCGAAACCUGCACUUUUAAAAGCCCAGAUUCCCUCUCCCGGAACACACUGUAAUUAAACAGAUGAAGAUCGAGUUACUUUGGAAAAAAACCACACACACCACACACACCAAUGGAUUCUUAAUGUACUGUAGGGGACAAGGAGAAAGCAAAUCUUAUUUUGUAAAUGUAAAAAAAAAAAAUUAAAUUAACUCACAGAGAUAAAAUAAACCAACCUGUUUCUCU
Candoia aspera is the source of this 6895-nucleotide messenger RNA. It is a transcript of the gene KDM6B, whose product is annotated as lysine demethylase 6B. The coding region runs from base 291 to 4877 and encodes 1528 amino acids. Gene Ontology annotation, biological process: heart development; regulation of gene expression. Gene Ontology annotation, molecular function: histone H3K27me2/H3K27me3 demethylase activity; chromatin DNA binding; RNA polymerase II cis-regulatory region sequence-specific DNA binding. Lineage: Eukaryota; Metazoa; Chordata; Lepidosauria; Squamata; Candoiidae. The record is from RefSeq and is a predicted model, not a curated record. The transcript is spliced from 22 exons. Gene Ontology annotation, cellular component: MLL3/4 complex.